GGCUACCGGACCCAGUGUUCCGACAUCCCGCGCUGGAAGAUGUCAACCUUGCCGAGAAGAGCCAAGAUACAGGCCCAGACUGUGAAAUCCCAAGAUGAAUUUUCUUACUUCUCUGAGCCGUCAUCUGCCUCAGAAGAAGAUGACGAGGAAGAUAGUAUCUGGGAACCCCAAAAGAAAGUUUCCAGAAGCCGGAAGCCAUCUGCGCCCAAGGAAUCCAAACCAAAACGUGGGCCUCGGGUAAAGAAGAGCCCCCGGCAGAGGGGUGCUGGCUCAGAACCUGUGGCUGUUAAGGAGGAGCCGGACACCUCUGUGGCUAUUGCUGAUGUUGAUUUGGAAGAGAACAAGAAUAAAGCGGGUACGGCACAGACUCUGAAAACAGCGAGGGCAAAACGGAAACCUUCAGCCCAGAGGACCAAGAAGCUAAAAGUUGAUGAGGAAGCCAGCCGAGCCUGUCCCACCGAGGGAGGGUGCAGUAAUACAGAGACCCCGUCCACGAGCUCCGCGUGCGAAGGGGGCUGCAAGAGAGAGAACGAUGGGGCUGACUUCCCCUUGAAUGAGCCCGCUUUGAAAAGAGUGAAGACCGAAGCGUGUCCUGAGGGGCAGCCUGCCAAGUUUGCAGCGGGUGCCAACAGCAUUAAAGAGGAGGUGGAGAUGAACUGGGACAUAGUCCAGGUUUUAUGUGAGAGAACUAAUAUUGAACCUUGGGUCUGUGCAAAUAUCAUUCGUCUCUUUAAUGAUGACAACACAAUUCCCUUCAUUGUCCGCUAUCGGAAGGAGCUCAUUAAUAACCUUGAUGCCGAUUCCCUGAGAGAAAUUAGACAGGCACUGGAGGAGCUACGGGCUGUUGCCAAGAAGGUUCAUAGCACUAUCCAGAAAAUUAAGAAGGAAGAGAAGAUGUCCGAGUGCUUGCUGAAAGCCUUGCUGAACUGUAAAACAUUUGAAGAGCUGGAGCACGUAUCUGCGCCAUAUAAAACGGGGAACAAGGGCACCAAAGCCCAGCGAGCUAAGCAGUUAGGAUUAGAAGGAGCGGCCUGGACGCUGCUUGAGAACCCGGGGCGACUCAACCUGCUGUCCUACAUCAAGCCCGACGUGACAGGGCUGGCUGAGCUCCAGGACAUCGAAAUGGGAGUACAGCAUAUUUUAGCAGACAUGAUUGCUAAAGACAAAGACACGCUUGACUUCAUCCGGGACUUAUGCCAACGUAGAUACAUUUGUAUCCAGUCAUCUCUGGCAAAAGUGUCCUCAAAAAAAGUAAAUGAGAAAGACGUUGGUAAGUUUCAGCUUUACCAGAACUUUUCAUGCAACAUAAGAGACAUCCAGCAUCACCAGAUCCUGGCAAUUAACCGUGGAGAGAAUUUGAAGAUACUGACAGUCAAGAUCAAUAUUCCCGAUGGAAUGAGGAAUGAAUUCUGUAGGUGGUGCAUUCAACACAGGUGGAGGCCACGUGGCUUUGCAAGGCCAGAGUUGAUGAAGAUCUUGCAUAAUUCACUGGAUGAUUCCUUUAAACGCCUUAUCGUUCCCCUCCUCUGUAGAGAGUUCAGAGCCAAGCUGACAUCCGACGCUGAGAAGGAGUCGGUGAUGAUGUUUGGAAAGAACCUUCGCCAGCUCCUCCUGACGAGCCCUGUUCCAGGACGGACACUGAUGGGCGUGGAUCCUGGGUACAAGCACGGCUGCAAAUUAGCUAUCAUUUCUCCUACUAGCCAGAUACUUCAUACAGAUGUGGUUUACUUGCACUGUGGACAAGGUUUCCGAGAGGCAGAGAAAAUAAAGAGACUUUUGCUGGAUUUCAAUUGCAGCACCGUGGUGAUUGGAAAUGGAACUGCCUGCCGGGAAACCGAAGCUUACUUUGCCGAUCUGAUAAUGAAAAACUACUUUGCGCCACUGGAUGUUGUUUACUGCAUCGUCAGUGAAGCAGGAGCCUCAAUCUACAGUGUCAGCCCCGAGGCGAACAAAGAGAUGCCCGGGCUGGAUCCCAACCUGAGAAGUGCAGUUUCCAUAGCAAGGCGUGUACAAGAUCCAUUAGCUGAGCUAGUGAAAAUUGAGCCGAAGCACAUUGGAGUUGGAAUGUAUCAGCAUGAUGUGUCCCAGACUUUACUUAAGGCAACGCUGGACAGUGUUGUGGAAGAAUGCGUCAGCUUUGUGGGAGUAGAUGUUAACAUCUGUUCCGAAGUUUUGCUGAGGCAUAUUGCAGGACUCAAUGCCAACAGAGCCAAAAGUAUUAUUGAAUGGCGAGAGAAAAAUGGCCCCUUCAUCAACCGAGAGCAGUUGAAGGAAGUGAAAGGGCUUGGUCCCAAAUCCUUCCAGCAGUGCGCUGGGUUCAUCCGAAUCAACCAGGCUUACAUUCGGACAUGCUGCAGCAGUAGUCAGCAAACCGGAUCUUCAGGCCCAAGUCAAGGAGUUGCCGCGACAUCUGCAGGUGCCAAGGUCACCGAUGAGAAGCAAGGCAAAAAGAAGAGCAAAGCCGCAGCAAGCGUUGAACUGAAGCCAAAUCCUCUGGACCAGACUUGUAUCCAUCCGGAGUCAUAUGACAUCGCCACGAGGUUUUUGUCACUCAUUGGAGGAACCCUGAGUGAGAUCGGGAAGCCCGAAAUGCAACAGAAGAUAAACUUAGCCCUCCAAAAGGAAGGAAUAGAGCAAACCGCAGACAAGUUGCAAACGACAGCGUCCACUUUACAGGUCAUCAUAGAUGGUCUGAGCCAGCCGGAAAGCUUUGACUUUCGAACAGAUUUUGACAAACCUGACUUCAAAAGAAGCAUAGUGUGUCUAGAAGAUCUGCAGGUUGGGACGGUGCUCACAGGCAAGGUGGAGAAUGCCACUCUGUUUGGGGUCUUUGUGGAUAUAGGAGUUGGGAAAUCAGGGCUGAUUCCUAUAAGAAACAUAACAGAAGCGAAGCUUUCUAAAACGAAAAAGAGAAGGAGCCUCGGCCUGGGCCCCGGAGAAAGAGUUGAAGUCCAAGUGCUUAACAUAGACAUCCCCCGGUCCAGGAUUUCUCUGGACCUCGUCCGGGUCUUGUGAGUACCACCCUGAAGGCCAGACACUAGUUUGACAUCCCUGUUUCUACGGAUUGACAAGGAUAAGUAAGACAUU
Jaculus jaculus (lesser Egyptian jerboa) is the source of this 3087-nucleotide messenger RNA. It is a transcript of the gene Srbd1, whose product is annotated as S1 RNA binding domain 1. The transcript is spliced from 21 exons. The coding region runs from base 40 to 3015 and encodes 991 amino acids. Gene Ontology annotation, molecular function: structural constituent of ribosome; mRNA binding. The record is from RefSeq and is a predicted model, not a curated record. Gene Ontology annotation, biological process: nucleobase-containing compound metabolic process; translation. Lineage: Eukaryota; Metazoa; Chordata; Mammalia; Rodentia; Dipodidae.